AUGUCUGGCCAUUUCACACGCAGGCUGUACGCCAUACUAAACCCGCUUCUCGGGCAUGGAUCGCAAGCCAGUAGUCGCACGCCACUGAAUCCAGGCAAUUUCUCUUCGAGGCUUUUCUCUAAAUGCCCGUGCGCGGAGAAACCAUAUCACCCAUCUCAGAUCUCUAACAGGGCUACGAGACGCUUUGCCUUUGGGGGUUGCCUUGUGCUCGGAGCUUUACCAAACUCAACUGCACUGGAGGCUCGUUCAACAUGUACUACAUCUCCAAAGAAAUUAUUAUAUCGCCUUGACCGCAAACCACCUCUGAUAUUCUCUCAGAAUGCGUCGAAGCGCAGACUACAUACACACAAUGACGAGAGCCAUCAGACGAAGAUCCACAAGGAUCACUCUGAACCUACUAGUGCUACUCGCAUAACCCAUCCUUUGCCCACAGGCGACACACAUGAGGUCACCCAAGGCCGCGAAUACUUGCCAUCCUCGAAUGAUGCUCACCAAAAGCUACAUGCUAAUCGCCAUCUAAUCAACCGCUUGCCGCACAUGCCUCAUUUGCAUCGACCCUCAAAGGAAGAAUUGCUGGCAGCGGCAAAUGGCUUUUGGUCCAGACUUAAGGUGCGAUUUAAGUGGUUUUCGAUACGGAGCGUUCGGCCUUUCAACUUGGACGAGAUCACAGCUCUUUUUUCGUGGGUGCUUCUCGGGCAUGUAGUCUGGGUUGUGUUGGGAACGACAACUUUCUUUUCGUUGCUUAUUAUCGCAAUCAACACUGUUUUUGCUCAAGAAACAUUAGCAGGGUGGAUAGGUAACUAUCUAACCAAGUCAUCUGGGGUGAAGGUUGUGUUUGAAUCUGCUAUUGUUCCUAAAUGGAGAGAUGGUGUGAUCACGUUCAAGAACGUUUUCGUUUCAAGGCGACCAGGCCAAGGGACAGGAAACGUCAGCAAAGGAUCGUCGAAGACCGCUGCGGCCGUAGCCGCAGCUGCAGCUCUAGGGGGCGAGCCCAGUCAUGAGCUUCCCGAUCAGCGAACGUCGUCGGACGAGGAAGAUACGAAUUAUACGCAGUUCGACGUGUCAAUCGAAACUGUCAAUGUCACCCUAUCGUUCACCAAAUGGAUAAACGGAAAGGGGCUGCUUCGCGAUGUUGAGGUAAGAGGCAUCAGGGGAGUCAUUGACCGCCGUUAUGUUCAUUGGUCGGAUGAUGACCUGGAUCCCAAAUCGUACCGGCAUGAACACCACCCUGGUGACUUUGAGAUUGACUCAUUCAAAAUGAGCGACGUGUUGGUGACAGUCUAUCAGCCAGACGGUUUCAGGCCCUUCCCUGUUAGUAUCUUCUCUUGCGACUUGCCUCAACUGAGAAAGCAGUGGCUCCUAUAUGACUUCAUGUCGGCCAACAUGAUGUCUGGAUCUUUCGAUAAUUCGCUCUUUACAAUCCAUCCCCGUCAAACACACGGCUUUACCGGUGCACAGCUCGACAGUGGCACUGAGGACGGCAAGUCAAGCCCGUGGAAAAAGCAUAGCAGGAUACGUGUGGACGGGCUCAACAUUGAUCAUCUAAACCGUGGGGUCCAGGGACCUUUCUCCUGGAUACACGAGGGUACAGUCGAUAUCGUUGCCGAUACCAUGUUCCCAGCCGAAAAUGAUGAAAGUCUGGCUAAGGUUAUGGCUGACUUUUAUGACCGGCUGGAGGCCACCGUCACUUCGAACAAUCACCACGACCCGGCAUCUUCCAAGUCAUCACCUAGCGAUAUCGCUUCCGAGCAGGAUAAGCGAUUCCUGGUUACUGAUCUACGUCUCCACUUGAACAAUGUUAAGGCAGUGGUUCCCCUGUUCACGCGGGAUUUGUCUUACAUCAACAAUGCACUAAUCCGCCCCAUUGUUGCAUAUAUUAAUUCAAGGCGCACGUUCAUUCCUGUAAAUUGUCGACUUGUCAAGCGGGUCGGUGAUUUCGACGGCAGUUGGACGACGUUUGAUAGCGGCUUGAUGGACGACCUUUCGGCGGCAGUCUACGAUGCUUUCGCUCGAGAUGUUGUGGAUGAACAAGCUCGGAAGCGUCGUUUCAAGAAAGUUGGUUUCUGGUCACUUCAGCUGGCCGCCCAGGCCAUCUUCAUGGGCAUGGCUGGAAACAUAGCCUGAGUUUUUAUUUUUGCAAGGGUUACUUGGCGUUCAUAUUAGUGCAGUGGGGUACUGCUACAAAGGCGUUCAAUGAAGAUAAAGGGUUUCAUACUUGGGGCGUUCUUUCAAUGUUGCAAU
Aspergillus japonicus CBS 114.51 is the source of this 2241-nucleotide messenger RNA. Its product is annotated as mitochondrial distribution and morphology protein. The transcript has 3 exons. Lineage: Eukaryota; Fungi; Ascomycota; Eurotiomycetes; Eurotiales; Aspergillaceae. The record is from RefSeq and is a predicted model, not a curated record. Gene Ontology annotation, biological process: mitochondrion inheritance. Gene Ontology annotation, cellular component: mitochondrial inner membrane. Bases 1 to 2124 code for a protein of 707 amino acids.